AUCAUGUCUCGUUUUAGUGGAGCAUUGCAAUUAACUGAUUUGGAUGAUUUUAUUACACCAUCUCAGGAAUGUAUAAAACCAGUACCAAUCGAGAAGACCAAAACAAAGACUGGUGCAAAAAUAUCCAUUCAAGAAGAUGGCUAUUAUGAAGAAACCGAGGCUGGAAAACAAAAAUUACAAAAAGUCGAAAUAACACUACAAGAUUGCCUGGCCUGUUCGGGUUGUAUUACAUCGGCUGAAGGCGUUCUAAUUACCCAACAAAGCCAAGAUGAAGUUAUGAAAGUGCUGAAGGAAAAUCAUGAAUUGAAAGCAAAUGAAAGCACUUCUCAUCAAGCUAAACUUAUUGUAUUUACAGUAAGUCAACAACCAAUUGUAAGUUUAGCACAACGUUAUGGUCUACCGGUAGAAAAGGCGGCAGAACAUUUUUGUGGUUAUCUGCGGCAGCUGGGUGCCGAUUAUGUUCUAACAACAAAAGUUGCUGAUGAUUUGGCAUUAUUGGAAUGUCGAAAUGAAUUCAUAGAACGUUUUCGUGAUAAUGCACCCGAUAAACCGUUUCCAAUGUUAUCCUCAUCAUGUCCCGGUUGGGUAUGUUAUGCUGAGAAGACACAUGGCAACUUUAUAUUGCCAUAUAUUUCGACAACACGUUCACCCCAACAGAUUAUGGGAGUUUUGGCCAAACAAUUACUUGGUCAAAAGUUGAAUAUUUCUCCCGAGAAAAUAUAUCACAUAACAAUAAUGCCUUGUUAUGAUAAGAAACUGGAGGCAUCACGUUCAGAUUUCUUCGAUGAGGCAUUAAAUAGUAAGGAUGUUGAUUGUGUUAUAACAUCAAUUGAAAUAGAACAAAUGUUAGAUGACAAAUCAUUGGAUAGCUUUCCAUGUGCCGCAUAUGAUUGGCCCUGGGGAGAUGCCAAUGCAAAUGAUGGGACACAUGUAUGGGCUCAUGGUCUAAGCACAUCUGGAGGCUAUGCUGAAUAUGUGUUUCCACAGGCAGCUAAAGAACUAUUUAAUGUGGAUGUAAAUACAGUGGAAUUUAAGACAUUGAGAAAUCCCGAUUUUCGUGAAGUCUCAUUGGAUGUCGACGGCAAGACAAUUCUUAAAUUUGCCAUUGCUAAUGGUUUUCGAAAUAUCCAAAAUUUAGUACAAAAACUGAAAAGAGGCAAGGUGCAAUAUCAUUUUGUCGAAGUGAUGGCAUGUCCUUCAGGUUGCAUAAAUGGUGGCGCACAAAUUCGCCCACCCACAGGACAACAUAUACGCGAUUUAACGAUGCAGCUUGAAAAGUUAUACCGCGAAUUACCACAAUCCCAGCCAAACAAUGCAACGACGAAAACCAUUUAUAAUAACUUUUUUGAUGGUUCCCAUUCCGAUAAGGCAAAAGUUUUACUGCAUACCAACUAUCAUGCUGUUGAAAAAAUGAAUACAGCAUUAAAUAUAAAAUGGUGA
This is a messenger RNA of Musca vetustissima, 1440 nucleotides long. Its product is annotated as probable cytosolic Fe-S cluster assembly factor GJ13047. Gene Ontology annotation, molecular function: 4 iron, 4 sulfur cluster binding. Gene Ontology annotation, cellular component: cytosolic [4Fe-4S] assembly targeting complex. NCBI's taxonomy places the organism in Eukaryota, Metazoa, Arthropoda, Insecta, Diptera, Muscidae. The coding region runs from base 4 to 1440 and encodes 478 amino acids. The record is from RefSeq and is a predicted model, not a curated record. The transcript has 6 exons. Gene Ontology annotation, biological process: iron-sulfur cluster assembly.